Messenger RNA from Apis florea (little honeybee), 2712 nucleotides. Its product is annotated as neurotrimin. Gene Ontology annotation, biological process: synapse organization. Gene Ontology annotation, cellular component: neuron projection membrane. The record is from RefSeq and is a predicted model, not a curated record. NCBI's taxonomy places the organism in Eukaryota, Metazoa, Arthropoda, Insecta, Hymenoptera, Apidae.
GCGGAAUCCCCGGGCGGGCGCGGGCAGUGCCACUGGAGGCCCGGCGGUUUCAGAGCUUCGCCCGGGACGACGAACCGCAGACGACCCGUACGCAAAACUCGGUCGUAGUUAGCCGUGUUCGAAGGAUCGAAAGGGGGCCGUAAUCGCGCGAGGACGUAAGCCGCGACCCCCUUGGUGACCACGGGCCCCGCGUCGUCGUAACCGUGAUAACCGUUUCGAUCGUGGAAACAUCUCUCUCUCUCUCUCUCUCUCUGGGGAGACGCGACAGAUCGGAGAGCAGAGACACGUUGGUAAAACCACACCAACGUGUGCGGUGGACCGCACGACGACGAUAUAUAUAUAUAUAUAUAUAUAUAUACAUAGGAUAACAUGGUACACGGGUAGAGAGGAUCGACGAGGUGCGACGAUUGAUUUUGGAGAUAAUAUGUGAUCAGUGAACAACGAUUCGGAGAGGAGAGGAGAACGAUCGGUGGUGUAAAUCCGUAAAAAGGGUAAAUUGUGCGCGAGAAAGAAGGGGGAAAGGGGCGCCGACGAAGGGUGACAAAGCAUAUAUACAUAUAUAUAUAUAUAUACUAUAUAUAUAUAUAUAUAUAUGAUACUAUGCACGAGGUGGUCUGGUAGCGUCGAGCAGCAAGGAGGAUGAACAGAGUGACGACGGAGGGUUAGGAGUGCGAGAGAGGGUGGACCGGCGGGGGCUUGGUGUGCUGGUUGUUUUGAGAUGUCAGUGGACCCGUCGAAGGCAACUGCGUCGUCGUUCCCGUCGUCGUCGUCGUCGCCGCCGUCGUCGUCGUCGCCGUCGUUAUUACUGCGCCCGUCGUCAUCAUGAGGAGAUCCCCUUACGUGAAUUACUACGUCCUGUGCCUCGUGUGCUGGAUUCUCCUAGGCAUCACCGGGGUGAGCACAAGAUCCCAUUCGUUAGUGAAGAGGUUCGACGGGAUUUACACGGGCCCGUACUUCGACUCAAACACCCCCACGAACAUCACGGCUCAGCUGGGGAGCCAUGCUUACCUGCCGUGCAAAGUGCGACAGCUCGGUAAUAAAUCGGUGUCGUGGAUCCGAAGAAGGGACUCGCAUAUCCUCUCAGUAGAUAGAACCAUGUUUAUCCCGGACGAAAGGUUUCAAGCGCUUUUCGUAGAUGCGUCGGACACUUGGACCCUGCAGGUUAAGUACGUGCAGGCACGCGACGAAGGCGAGUACGAGUGCCAAAUCUCGACCGACCCGAAGAAGAGUCACAUCAUCAAGCUCAACAUCGUCGUGCCAAAGAUCGAGAUCAUAGGCGACCGCGACAUGUACGUGAAGACCGGAAGUACAGUUGCGAUACGAUGUGUGAUCAAGCAAUCCCUCGAGGGCCCUUUCUACGUUUUCUGGUACCACGAGGGUGACCGCGUCCUGGACUACCAACUGAACAAGAUCGACAUCCAGACGAAGAGGAUCGAUCACGACACGGUCAGCAGUCUCCUGAUCCAUAAAGCGAGGCGGGAAGAUUCGGGCAAUUACACUUGCAGUCCGAGCAGUUUGGACAGCGCAAGCGUGCAACUUCACGUGUUGAAUGGGGAGCAUCCUGCAGCGAUUCAAAGAGGGAUCAGCUCGGCACCGGGUGGCUGCCCGACGUUGUGGUGGCUGGCAGGCGUCGUCACGCUUUAUUCGAGUCACGGUAGCCGCCUCUUCGUCCUCGCCCUUCUCAUCCUCAUGGUCCUCUAUUCGAAGAAUCCAUCUUACUUCGCGCCGGAACGAUAAUCAGAAACGGGAGCUGGACUGUGUCGAAAGAUGAUCGAUUAUCUCCUGCUACGAGACCUGGAAGGCGCCUCGAGGGAACGUUACAUCAGGAGGAGGCAAGGGAAAGUGCACGCGGAGGGCUUCUUCGGAAAAAAAGACUUCGUGGACGAUGAAAGAGGAGGGAGAAGUUGAUCGAGGGAACGAUGGAAAACCGCGAGAGAACAGCGCGACGAGAAACUGCUGCAUGCGUGUUCACGUUCGAAGAUAACCGAGAGAAAUAUCGAGAAAUAUCCUUCAUCCAACCGAAUUUCAUUGUCGAGUUCGUUCGUCGCAAAAAAAAAAAAAAAAAAAAUAGAUUUCGAAUAAGUGUCGGCUUUCUUCGUUUAACGCGGCUCAGUGAUCGAGUUUCGUCGAGAAAUUAUAAAUGUACAUUGAGAAAGGAAAAAUCUUCACAACGAAGGAUCGAAGGUCCUGCUUUUCGAACGACUCGAUCCAUUAUCAAUUAAGGAUCCGUGAACGACGAUUUUAUUCUGUGAACGUGGUUAUAAGGGAAAUUCAGGAUAAAGUACGUUUCGCGUGUCGAGAUAGUAUGAUCCGGCCGUUAGCAAUUAGGGGUUAAUUAAUCUCGGGGGGAGAUUACCCGUGAUAUCGGCGCGAGUUCUUCACGCGGUCGAAAAGUGGUUAUUUAUGAUCGAGCGAUGGACAAAACGAACGACACGAAGUUUGCGAACACCCUCCCUCUAAUCCUCAUCUUCAAAUGCGGGACAACAACAAGACGAAUUUUUUAUAGGAAUUAUACAUAUAAAAAUAUACGAUCUUCCAAUGUGUAUUUCAAACACGCGCGAUAUAGAACCUUUUAUACCCUCGUUACGCAUCCUCCAUCGUUCUAUAACGAAUCAUUCUAACUGAUCGCUGAAUCGUCAUCACGAAAUCAUUGUACAUAUUUGCCUAUAUAAAAAGUGACACUGUCGUGUUAAAUGAUCGUGUAAAAAAAAA